AUGCUUCCAGCUUUAAUUUCUUCCAUCGCAAUCGUCGUGACUUCUCUCUCCGGUGUGGCCGCCCAAGAUCCAGGCCAAACUGUUCUUUUCCAGACGAUCCUCGCUGCUGCUCCGGGAAAAUGUCUUUCCGCUUCCGCCAAUGCAAAUGGUGCCCCGGUUGUCAUUGGUGACUGUACUCCUACCGCCAACAACUCUUGGGUUGUUCCCAGCGGCCAAGGUAUCCCCUCGACGCUGCAAGUCUUUGGCGACAAAUGCCUCGAUGUAAAGGACGGCGCUAACGCCGACGGGACCAAACUCCAGAUUUGGACAUGUGCAGCAGGCAAUACCAACCAGCAAUGGAUCACUGGUGGUUGGGAUCAAACCAUAGCUUGGGCCAGUAAAAACAAGUGUCUCGAUGUCACCGAUGGCAAGGCCGACAACGGGCAACCCAUUCAACUUUGGGACUGUGAUUGGACCAAUAACAACCAACGUUGGAAUGACCCCACAGUAACUCAUCCCAAAUCCUUUACCAUUGGUUGGCAAUCGGACCCGUCUCUUUGUGUUGGCGCCGCAAUCAAAGGAGUCAAUGCCUCCGUUGUGAUCCUCCACUGCGAUGCUUCUUCUCCUGCUCAACGCUUUACCGACCCUCUCAACAACGGCGAGAUUCGCCCGUGGUCCGACGAUCCCAAUGCUAACCUCUGCAUCGGCCCCCGCGCCGGCCUCACUGCUGGGGGCACCAACCUCGUUACCAUUCCAUGCGACGAAAACUCCGCCACACAGCACUGGAACCAUCCGGGCGGGCUUGGUUAUCUCAUGGACGGCGCUAGCAAUGGCUUCAAGAACUGUAUGGACUUGAAGGACGGGAACGGCAGUCCUGGUGCACCGAUCCAAAUCUGGGACUGUACCGAAUUUGCUGGGCAGGGCAAAAACAAGAACCAGGACUGGAAUGUUACCAACUACUACUGA
Molecule: messenger RNA, 945 nt
Organism: Mycena indigotica
Lineage: Eukaryota; Fungi; Basidiomycota; Agaricomycetes; Agaricales; Mycenaceae
Exons: 8
Coding region: 1-945 (314 amino acids)
Source: RefSeq, a predicted model, not a curated record